This is a messenger RNA of Delphinapterus leucas (beluga whale), 3140 nucleotides long. It is a transcript of the gene RNF220, whose product is annotated as ring finger protein 220. The record is from RefSeq and is a predicted model, not a curated record. Gene Ontology annotation, biological process: protein ubiquitination. Gene Ontology annotation, molecular function: ubiquitin protein ligase activity; metal ion binding. Lineage: Eukaryota; Metazoa; Chordata; Mammalia; Artiodactyla; Monodontidae.
AGUGCCUGUAUGUGUGUGAGUGUGAAUGUGCGUGUGUGUGUGUGUGUGUGUGCGCGCGUGUGUGUCUCCGAGUCCCUGGGAGAGUGGAGGCUCAUUCACUGAUUAGAGCCAGCGCUGAGAGGCAGCACUGCUCCUUCUCUUACACCAACCGAGUCUCUUGAUCUGUACAUGCAAUCCCAGGCAGCUCGCGAACACAAACCCGGGGCCAGCCGCCUACUGCUGCUACUGCUGCUGCUGCUGCCGCUGCCGCCGCCGCCGCCGCCGCUGCCUCCGCCGGCUCUGCGCACCCGGGACUUUUCAUGCACCACACUCACCGCCUCCUUCCCUCCGUGUCCUGAAAAGUGCGACCUUUCUCCCAAGGAAUUUCCACGGUCUUAGAAGGGGAUGAUUCCCCAGUAAUAUUCCCUGCCCUGAUCCCAGGUGCCACUCCCUCCCAGGGAAGACUGCUUCUUGUGUGACGUCGGCCAUAGAAAGAGACUCCGAUGGACUUACACCGGGCAGCCUUCAAGAUGGAGAACUCAUCCUACCUCCCCAACCCGCUGGCAUCCCCAGCACUGAUGGUCCUGGCGUCCACGGCUGAGGCCAGCCGUGAUGCUUCCAUCCCUUGUCAGCAGCCACGACCCUUCGGUGUACCUGUCUCGGUAGACAAGGACGUGCAUAUUCCGUUCACCAAUGGCUCCUACACCUUUGCCUCUAUGUACCAUCGGCAAGGUGGGGUGCCGGGCACUUUUGCCAAUCGUGAUUUUCCCCCUUCUUUACUACACCUCCACCCUCAGUUCGCCCCCCCCAAUCUAGAUUGCACCCCAAUCAGUAUGCUGAAUCAUAGUGGAGUGGGGGCCUUCCGUCCCUUUGCUUCCACUGAGGACCGGGAGAGUUAUCAGUCAGCCUUUACGCCGGCCAAGCGACUUAAAAACUGCCAUGACACAGAGUCUCCCCACUUGCGCUUCUCAGAUGCAGAUGGCAAGGAAUAUGACUUUGGGACACAGCUGCCAUCUAGCUCCCCCGGUUCACUUAAGGUUGACGACACUGGGAAGAAGAUUUUUGCUGUCUCUGGCCUCAUUUCGGAUCGGGAAGCCUCAUCUAGCCCAGAGGAUCGGAAUGACAGAUGUAAGAAAAAGGCAGCAGCACUGUUUGACAGCCAGGCCCCUAUUUGCCCCAUCUGCCAGGUCCUGCUGAGGCCCAGCGAGCUGCAGGAGCAUAUGGAACAAGAACUGGAACAGCUGGCACAGCUGCCUGCCAGCAAGAAUUCCCUUCUGAAGGAUGCCAUGGCUCCAGGCACCCCCAAGUCCCUCUUGUUGUCUGCUUCCAUCAAGAGGGAAGGAGAGUCUCCGACAGCAUCACCACACUCGUCUGCCACUGACGACCUGCACCACUCAGACAGAUACCAGACCUUCUUGCGAGUGCGAGCCAACCGGCAGACCCGACUGAAUGCUCGGAUUGGGAAAAUGAAACGGAGGAAGCAAGAUGAAGGGCAGAGGGAAGGCUCCUGCAUGGCUGAGGAUGAUGCCGUGGACAUCGAGCAUGAGAACAGCAACCGCUUUGAGGAGUAUGAGUGGUGCGGGCAGAAGCGGAUACGGGCCACCACUCUCCUGGAAGGUGGUUUCCGAGGCUCUGGCUUCGUCAUGUGCAGCGGCAAAGAGAAUCCGGACAGUGAUGCUGACUUGGAUGUGGAUGGGGAUGACACUCUGGAGUAUGGGAAACCACAAUACACGGAGGCCGACGUCAUCCCCUGCACAGGCGAGGAGCCUGGUGAAGCCAAGGAGAGAGAGGCACUCCGGGGCGCAGUCCUAAAUGGUGGCCCUCCCAGCACACGCAUCACACCUGAGUUCUCUAAAUGGGCCAGUGACGAGAUGCCAUCUACCAGCAACGGUGAGAGCAGCAAGCAGGAGGCCAUGCAGAAGACCUGCAAGAACAGUGACAUCGAGAAAAUCACCGAAGAUUCAGCUGUGACCACGUUUGAGGCCCUGAAGGCUCGGGUCAGGGAACUGGAGCGGCAGCUAUCCCGUGGGGACCGUUACAAAUGCCUCAUCUGCAUGGACUCAUACUCGAUGCCCCUAACGUCCAUCCAGUGUUGGCAUGUGCACUGUGAAGAGUGCUGGCUGCGGACCCUGGGUGCCAAGAAGCUCUGCCCUCAGUGCAACACCAUCACAGCGCCCGGAGACCUGCGGAGAAUCUACUUGUGAGCUAGCCACCCCAGGCAGGCCUUGCCUCGAGCGCCCCACCUGCCCCGCCUGUGACGUGACCCCCCCUUGUACAUACUUACACACAGGUUCCCCGUGUACAUACAUGCACACACAAACGCACACACACAUGCACACACACAGGACUCGAGCCAGAGUGGAGGCUGAGGCCCAGGCCCUGCCUGCUGGCUCCCACCAAGAUUGGGGACCCUACCUGUUCCAGGUUCCGUUCCCAGGGUGGGGCAGGGAGGUGGGGGUAGGGGGAGUAGCCAGGCAAGGCUCCUGAGAUCCAGCACCCCCCCCCCCGCCCCCGCCGACUGACAGAUGGACAGACAGACAUGCAAACACCAGACUGAAGCACAUGUAAUAUAGACCGUGUAUGUUUACAAUGUUGUGUAUAAAUGGGACAACUCCUCACCCUCUAUCCCGUCCCCUGCCCUUUGGUUGUAUGAUUUUCUUCUUUUGUUAAGAACACCUAGAAGCAGUGCCUCGUUCAGGGCUGGCUGGGGGCUCGGCCCAUCCACCUCUUGGGGUGCCUGCCUCUCCCUCCCCACUCCCUCUCCCGUGGUUCUCUUCCCUCUCCCAUGUGCUCGGUGUUCAGUGGUGUAUAUUUCUUCUCCCAGAUGUGGGGCACGUGCCCCAAGGGACAUGAUCCUCUCCUUAGUCUUAGCUCCUGGGGCUCCUCAUAAGGAGUUGGGGGAGGGGGGAGGCACAGGAAAUGGGAACCGAGCUGAAGCAGGGGCUGAGACUGGGGCUGGAUGAGGGUGCUUCUGGCUACCCAGCCUUCUGCAGAGAACCUUUCCUGGGAUUAGACUGCUGUUCCCAGGGAAGAGUGUUUGUCUCCCCUGCCCUUCUUGUGGGCCCCAUGGUGUGAUGCUGUGUCUGUAUAUUCUAUACAGAGGUACUUGUCCUCUCCCUUGUAAACUACACUUGACAUGGAUUAAACCAGUGUAAACAGCU